AUGCUGCCUGUGUCCCCGGAGGUGAAGACCAACCCACUGCAGAAGGCGAACUUCUGCUCACGCCUGUUUGUCUGGUGGCUAAACCCCUUGUUUAAAAUUGGUCACAAACAGAAAUUAGAACCAGAUGACAUGUACUCAGUGCUUCCAGAAGAUCGCUCCCAGCACCUUGGAGAAGAGCUGCAAGGGUACUGGGAUCAGGAAGUUAAGAGAGCCCAGAAGGACACAGAGGAGCCUUCCUUAAUGAAAGCAAUCGUAAAGUGUUACUGGAAAUCCUAUUUAAUUUGGGGAUUGUUUACGUUUCUUGAGGAAGGCACCAGAGUUGUUCAACCCAUAUUUUUGGGGAAAAUGAUUAGUUAUGUUGAAAACUAUGAUCCCACCGAUUCUGCUGCUUUGCAUGAAGCCUAUGGCUAUGUGGCAGGUCUGAGUGCCUGCGUGUUCCUGUGGGCCAUUCUGCACCACUUGUACUUCUAUCACAUUCAGCGUGUGGGGAUGAGGCUGAGAGUAGCCGUGUGCCAUAUGAUUUACCGCAAGUCACUUCGCCUGAGCAGCUCGGCCAUGGGGAAGACCACCACAGGCCAGAUAGUCAACCUGCUGUCCAACGAUGUGAGCAGGUUUGACCAGGUAACGAUGUUCCUGCACUAUCUGUGGGUGGGGCCACUGCAGGCUGUUACAGUGACUGCCCUGCUCUGGAUGGAAAUAGGAAUGUCGUGUCUUGCUGGGAUGGCAGUUCUCAUUAUUCUUCUGCUUUUGCAAAGCUGCUUUGGAAAGUUCUUUUCAUCACUCCGGAGUAAGACCGCAGCUCUCACAGACAACAGGAUCAGUACCAUGAGUGAAGUUAUAAGUGGCAUCAAAACAAUAAAAAUGAAUGCUUGGGAAAAGUCGUUUAUAGACCUUAUUUCCACUCUGAGAAGGAAGGAAAUUUCCAAGAUUCUGAAAAGUUCCUACCUUAGAGGAAUGAAUUUAGCAUCAUUUUUCGCUGUCAGCAAAAUUAUGAUUUUUGUCACUUUCAUCACCAAUGAUCUCCUUGACAACCGGAUCACAGCCAGCCAAGUGUUUGUAGUGGUGACACUGUUCGAGGCUCUGCGGUUUUCGAGUACCCUGUACUUCCCCAUGGCUGUCGAGAAGGUGUCAGAGGCCGUUGUCAGCAUCCAAAGAAUCGAGAACUUCCUAUUACUUGAUGAGAUACCACAGCUCAACCUUCAGCUGCCAUCAGAUGGUGAAACGAUAGUGGAUAUGAACGAUUUCACUGCUUCUUGGCAUAAGGCAUCAGAGACCCCAACCCUACAAGACCUUUUCUUUACUGCCAGACCUGGUGAACUGUUAGCUGUGGUUGGACCUGUGGGUGCAGGAAAGUCGUCACUGUUACGCGCUGUGCUGGGGGAGCUGCCCCGGAGCCAGGGGAAGGUCUGUGUGCAUGGGAGGAUCGCGUAUGUUUCUCAGCAGCCCUGGGUGUUCUCAGGAACUGUGAGGAGUAACAUUUUAUUUGGGAAGAAAUAUAAAAAAGACCGAUAUGAAGAAGUAAUAAAGGCUUGUGCUUUGGGAGAGGAUUUACAGCUUCUGGAGGAUGGAGAUCAAACUGUGAUAGGAGAAAGAGGAACCCCACUGAGUGAAGGACAAAAAGCCCGGGUCAGCCUCGCCAGAGCCGUGUAUCAGGAUGCAGACAUCUACCUCCUGGAUGAUCCAUUCAGUGCAGUGGACGUAGAAGUCAGCAGGCACUUGUUUGAACAGUGUAUCUGUCAAGCCUUGAGGGAGAAGAUCACAAUCUUAGUGACUCAUCAGUGGCAAUACCUAAAAGCUGCAAGUUGGAUUAUGAUAUUGAAAGGUGGCAAAAUAGUACAAUGUGGGACUUAUAUUGAGCUCCUGAAAUCUGGGGUAGAUUUUGAUUUCCUUUUAAAGAGGAAUGAGGAAGAACCAUCUCCAGAUCUGGAAUCUUCUGCCCUGAAGAAUCAGUCCAGACCCUUGAUGAGAGGUGCUGCCCCAGAGCUCCAAGAUGCUGAGAAUAUAGAGGUCACACUUCCUCUAGAGGACCGUUUGGAAGGAAAAGUUGGUAUUAAGACCUACAACAAUUACAUCACAGCCAGUGCUCAAUGGUUUAUCAUCAUUUUCCUUAUUCUAGUGAACAUCGCAGCUCAGGUCGCCUAUACCCUGCAGGACUGGUGGCUUGCGUACUGGGCAAAGUUACAAAGUGCCCUGUAUUUUGGGGUAUAUGGAAAAGAAGAGAUAUUUGUGAUGCUUGAUCUGAACUGGUAUUUAGGAGUCUAUUCAGGGUUAACUUUUUCUACUGUCCUUUUUGGCAUCACAAGGUCUUUGUUGAUUUUCUACGUCCUUGUUAACUCUUCACAAACUUUGCAUAACAAAAUGUUGUGUUCCGUUUUGAAAGCUCCAGUAUUGUUCUUCUAUAGAAAUCCAAUAGGAAGGAUUUUAAAUCGCUUCUUAAAAGACCUUGGGCAUAUGGAUGACUUGCUGCCCCUGAUAUUUCAAGAUUUCAUCCAGACAUUUCUUCUUGUGAUUGGUGUGGUGGGUGUGAUGGUGGCUGCGAUUCCUUGGAUUGCUAUACCUGUGAUUCUGCUUGGCAUCAUUUUCUUUGUUCUCCGGUGGUAUUUCUUAAGGACGUCACAAGAUGUGAAACGCCUGGAAUGUACAACACGGAGCCCAGUGUUUUCCCACUUAGCAUCUUCUCUGCGGGGACUCUGGACCAUCCGGGCAUACAAAGCUGAACAGAGGUUUCAGGAGCUGUUCGAUGCAUAUCAGGAUUUGCACUCAGAGGCUUGGUUCCUGCUUUUGACGACAUCCCGAUGGCUUGCUGUGUAUCUAGAUGUCAUCUGUGCCAUCUUUGUCACUGUUGUUGCCUUUGGGGCCCUGAUUCUGGUAGAAACUUUGGAUCGCGGGCAGGUUGGCCUGGUGCUGUCUCUCACCGUCACACUCACGGGGAUGUUCCAGUGGUGCGUCAGGCAAAGUGCUGAAGUGGAGAAUAUGAUGAUUUCAGUAGAAAGAGUGAUUGAAUAUACAGACCUUAAGAAAGAAGCGCCCUGGGAAUAUGAGUAUCGUCCACCACCAUCCUGGCCCUAUGGAGGAGAGAUUUACUUUCAUUAUAUUAACUUCAGGUACAGCUUUGAUGGGCCUCUGGUAUUGAAGAACCUGGACACGCUCAUUGACCCAAGAGAAAAGCUUGGCAUUGUAGGAAGAACAGGGGCUGGAAAAAGUUCCCUCAUUGCUGCCCUUUUUAGAUUGUCAGAACCUGAAGGUACCAUUUACAUUGAUGGCAUCUUGACAACAAGUAUUGGACUUCACGAUUUAAGGAAGAAAAUGUCAGUUGUACCUCAGGAACCUGUUUUAUUCAUUGGAACAAUGAGGAAAAAUUUGGAUCCCUUUAAUGAGUAUUUGGAGGAGGAACUGUGGAAUGUCUUAGAAGAGGUACAACUUAAAGAAGCCAUUGAAGCUCUUCCUAGUGAAAUGAAUACUGAAUUAGCAGAAUCAGGAUUGAAUUUGAGUGUUGGACAGAGACAACUAGUAUGCCUUGCUAGAGCUAUUCUCAGGAAAAAUCAGAUACUGAUUCUUGACAAAGCCACAUCCAAUGUGGAUCCAAGAACUGAUGAGUUAAUACAAAAAAAAAUUCAUGAGAAAUUUGCCCAGUGCACUGUGCUAACCAUCACACAAAGGUUGAGUACCAUUAUUGACUAUAAACGGAUACUGGUUUUGGAUUCAGGGACAAUUAAAGAAUAUAGUCCACCACAUGAUUUGCUGCAAAACAGUAAUAGCCUAUUUUACAAGAUGGUGCAACAACUGGGUGAGGCUGAGGUCACUGCCCUCACUGAAAGAGCCAAACAGGCGCACACCGAAAAGAAAUAA
Messenger RNA from Rangifer tarandus platyrhynchus (Svalbard reindeer), 3849 nucleotides. Lineage: Eukaryota; Metazoa; Chordata; Mammalia; Artiodactyla; Cervidae. The record is from the annotation of a GenBank genome assembly.